Molecule: messenger RNA, 4328 nt
Organism: Xiphophorus hellerii (green swordtail)
Lineage: Eukaryota; Metazoa; Chordata; Actinopteri; Cyprinodontiformes; Poeciliidae
Gene: oprm1
Product: opioid receptor, mu 1
Exons: 6
Coding region: 325-1482 (385 amino acids)
Biological process (GO): neuropeptide signaling pathway; G protein-coupled opioid receptor signaling pathway; sensory perception of pain
Cellular component (GO): plasma membrane; neuron projection
Molecular function (GO): neuropeptide binding; morphine receptor activity; beta-endorphin receptor activity
Source: RefSeq, a predicted model, not a curated record
GAGGAACCAAUGAAGUUCUGACUUGUGAGCUAAAAGAGGGACAUGAACGGAGGAGGAUGAUACGGAGAGACGCGGCGUUUGGAAAAAUAAAUGAAGAGCGAAAAUUUAUUCACUUCCACGCUUCCUGUCUGCUCCCACGCGGCGUUACAGUGCCACGAGAGGGUCGUCAGUGAACUCACCCCUAUCUAGCCUCACAGCGCAUUUCUACAGCACGUCGCGGCGCGGCGCAGACUCGUCCUGCUUGCGGGGCGCACCACACGGCACAAACAAACACCCAGCCAGGCUUAUCACCCAGCCUCCGAGUCCGCAGAGGGGCAAAGGGCCAUGGAGAGCGCCGCUAACAACUCAGACCUCCGGAGCCAGCUCCCGUUUAUCGGUCAGAACAGCAGCAUCUGCCGGAGCUUCAUCGACAACAGCAGCUUCGCGGAGAUGCGAUGCGGCGGCGACGGGAGCGGGGACGACGGUGUGUCCCGGAGCCUGGACGGAGACGCCAACCCCGUCAUUAUCGCUAUCAUUAUCACAGCUGUUUACUCCAUAGUUUGCAUGGUGGGGCUGGUGGGAAACGUGCUGGUCAUGUACAUCAUUGUAAGGUACACUAAGAUGAAGACAGCCACCAACAUCUACAUCUUCAGCCUGGCCCUUGCAGACGCCCUGGUCACCAGCACGCUUCCCUUCCAGAGCGUCAACUACCUGAUGGGCACCUGGCCGUUCGGGGACAUUUUGUGCAAAAUGGUGAUGUCCAUCGACUACUACAACAUGUUUAUCUCCAUCUUCACUCUCACCACCAUGAGCAUCGACCGCUACAUCGCCGUGUGCCACCCGGUCAAGGCGCUGGACUUCAGGACGCCGCGGAACGCCAAGAUCGUCAACGUCUGCAACUGGAUUCUCUCCUCGGCCAUCGGGCUCCCGGUGACGUUCCUGGCCUCCACUGUCACCAACGCCAACAUUAUCGACUGUAAGCUAGACUUUCCCAGCCCUGCAUGGUACUGGGAGACCUUAAUGAAGAUCUGCGUGUUCAUCUUUGCCUUCAUCAUGCCCAUCCUCAUCAUCACCGUCUGCUACGGGCUCAUGAUCCUGCGGCUCAAGAGUGUCCGAAUGCUGUCGGGCUCCCAGGAAAAGGACAGGAAUCUUCGAAGAAUCACCCGCAUGGUCCUGGUGGUGGUCGCCGUCUUCAUCAUCUGCUGGACCCCGAUCCACGUCUUUGUCAUCAUCUCUGCUCUGAUCAACAUCCCCAGCUCCACCCUGCAGACCAUCACCUGGCACUUCUGCAUCGCCCUGGGCUACACCAACAGUAGUCUGAACCCCGUUCUUUACGGCUACCUGGACGAGAACUUCAAACGUUGCUUCCGUGAGUUCUGCACCCCGAGCGCUUCGGUGCUGGAGAUGCCGAACUCAUCCAGAACCGGAGCCACCAGCCGCAAGGCCCCAAGGCGUGAACACAACGGCACAAACACGAGCGAGAGAUCCAAUCAGCAGGUAUGACUAGCCUUGGAGGGGUCGUCGGUGGACUCCCGCUGUUGCGGAGGAGCUGCCAACGACGAUCUCAACUCUGAAGUCACCCAGGUCACCACAGGGCUAUAAUUAGUGCACGAAAACCACACAGGCAAGCCUCAAAACACAGAAACACGGCCGACACAGGGGAGCACAGAUCACCUUCGCCUCUCCCAGCUUCUGUAGUUCUGCUGGAAGUCGGGUUGUAAACCUGCAACUUCAUCCUUUGCGAUUUGAAACAAAUGAUUCUGCCUUCAAAGAAACAAGACAUUUUUAAAUUCAAGAAUCAUUAAAAAAAAAAUCACUUUUCUAGUUUGAGAAGGACUGUAUGCUUUACAGGUAGAAAUAUUUCCUGGUAACAAGACAAAAGGAUUGACUGAUCUAUAAAACCACUUUUACAGCCUGGUAAUAUGGUUCUUUCUGCCUUAUUAAUCCUAACCCCCGGCUCUAGCUCUCAGCUUAUCUGUAACGCUUUAUGAUGAGCUAACAAAUCAAGUGUUUGCCUUUGUUCGUUGGCCUUCAUGCCACUUUUCCUCCAGAUGUUCUUUUGAGAAUGGGUUUGGCUGGAGACUGUUGGAAAGAAAGGGUUUGUGUUUUGUCGCUGCUGGAAGACUGCGUGGUAUUUUGGCCUUCAAAGAGACUUCACUGGACGGGAGGUGAAAUUCAAAACGAUUUCCCUCCACUGCGCUUUUCAAAAUGCCUUUGUACGGCUGCGGCAUUGGUGGGGACCUCACCUGGACAGUUGACACCGACCGCUCCGGCUUCAGCCACUUCAGGGCUGCUCCUCCCGUUGCCGUACAGCAGUCAUCCCGUUUCCUCACCUAAGAUUUCACCGCGGUGGACGAAUGAAAACUGGAGAAAUUUCUGAAUGUACAUAAAGGGAACCAUUUGUGUUUGUCGCAGUGAGUCAUUCUGCCAAACUGUGCUCCAAACCAGCAAGAGGACGCGUCUGCCUGUCUGUCUGUGCAGCCUGCACAGCAUGCUGUUUUAGUGCAAACACGUGUCUCUGCUGGUGUGUGAUUAGCCGCUGUAGAGCAGCCAUUACAGCAGCUAUAGCUUUUAUAUGAAGGAACUUAAAGUCGAGCCAAACAGGAGCGUACAGCACAUUGUGUUAAUUCUAUGUAAAUAUGCUUGUGCCGACAUGUUGUAUCUACAUGUAAAAUGCCUUGUUCAGUCGCUCUGCUUGAUACUCUCUAAACCAUAUAUAUUUUUUAAAAAGCUCUGUAAAAGAGGAAACUCUUUCUAGAUGUAAACCUGUGUAAGUGUUCAUCUGCUUAAAUAUAUGUGGUAAAUGCAAACUCAUGGAAAUUAUCGUCACCAAAUGGAGAUUUGUUUUUGUUUCUAAUCAGAUGUGUUGGUAACUGCAAAUGUUUUCAAAUUGAUGUUGCAAUGUGACAAACUUUCUGCUUUGAGUAAAAUGCGUUGCUGAUGUCACUUUGCGCAGAUAAUUGGUAAAUUUUUACUUGCACGGCUUUUCAGGCAUCUGUAAAAAAAAUAAAAUAAAAUGUCAAUUGUAAUUUCUCGCAGAUGGCUGAAAACGUAACGGCUGCCACCAUCUAUAUAAUCCAUAAACUGUAUGUUUGGUACUUUUAGACAUCUAAGCUCGUAAAGGCAGAGUAGCGACACGUAGCGGCAGCGUUUCCAUGGAGCAAUCAACCCAACCGUAGCGGCUUUGUUUGAUUUGUUCUUCAGGAAAAUUCACAGAGCAACUCAGAGGAAAACAACUGGACAAUUCAUGCACCAGUACAUAGACACAAACUUAAUCUGGUAAGUUUGCAGCACCCCUAACUUUAUUGAAGUGCAUGACAUCCAAAAACAAAAUCUUACCCCAGAAGAUCCAGAAUGUCAAAUAUCAUGAAGAUUUGAGUUUUAAAAUUGUGAAAUAUAGGAAGUUUUUUGCAAACAAAGUCUACUUCUGGCUAUAGCUACAAAGUUAAUAAAGUUGUAUUUGAACAAACUAUUUGAAAGAAAUAUAUGUCCCAAACCAUAGACAUGUUCCUUAAGGUAGGGAUUAUAAAUUUUGCAAACGUGAUUCCAGCCCUAUUUCUGCAACGUGGAGAUGUUUGUUUUGCAAAAAUGGAACGACAGAUUGGGACGAAACUUUGUGGUUGAAGCGAAUGGCAGAAAAUUAAAUAUGCGGCAACUUAUGAAAUAUCAGGAAAUCUGCAUUUCAUAUAAAUUGAUAUAACUCAUGAAUAUCUAAAUCUCUUUGGAAGAUUAUUAUGCAAAUCAUUGCUUCAGUUUACACGUGAAACCGUAGUGCAUGUUGACAUUGGUGCUAAUAACCUGUAGCAAUUUUUUCCUACAAAACAUUUAUGAUGGAGGCAUGAGUUUGUGUCAGAUACACCAGGAUCACACCAAUAAGAAUUUGGUGACUCUUUUGUUGUUUGGAGUAACUGUUACUACAACAUUAGUACUAGGCUGAUAUGGACGCCCGUUCCCAGAAAAGGGUCCAAUCAACUUGAAUUCCUGCAUAUUUUUUAAAAGGUAAACAAACAAACAUCAGUGCAGGUUGAACAAUAGGAAGUGCUGAAAGCAAGAAGCUCACAGCUCUUCAGAGCAAUGUAACCUUGCUGUCAGACAGUUUGAUGAUUUUUAAGCCCAAAACAAUUUUCUUGGUUACUGGUGUGGGUUUUUGCUUCUCAUUGGGUUAAAUUAUGGAAGAAACAACAUCCAACAGGACAGACAUGAGACAAAGAGAGAAAAUGGAGAACUGUACCUGCUGAGGAGAACUUAGAGUACAUUUACAUGUGCCUUUUUUUCCAGCUUCACUAUGAGAAUGUAAAGACGACAUAAACUGAAGAAAUAAUGACUGAGAUCUUGUGGUAAGACAAAAA